Molecule: messenger RNA, 741 nt
Organism: Tarenaya hassleriana
Lineage: Eukaryota; Viridiplantae; Streptophyta; Magnoliopsida; Brassicales; Cleomaceae
Product: chaperone protein dnaJ 11, chloroplastic
Exons: 1
Coding region: 99-578 (159 amino acids)
Source: RefSeq, a predicted model, not a curated record
GUCCCUCUUCCUGUGGUCCGCUUUGCUGUUCCUUCUCUGUCCCUCUGAUUCUGCAAAAGCACAUAUUUUCUUCCAUUUUUCUCUCUUUUCUUUCUUCGAUGUCAGGAACCUUAGUUUACUCCGCCGGAAAAGCCAUCUGGUCAUCGCCGGAGAAGCGCUUUCCCGGAUCGAAAUCCGCCAGAUCCCACAGCGGCACAGCACGGUUUCCCGGCGGAGCAACCUCCGUCACGGCUUCGGCGAGGACGCUAUCCUCCGAGGCGGCGACGGAGGCGGGGGAAUGGGUGCGGCGGAGGCCAGCGGAGAGCCUAUACGAGGUGCUGAAGGUGAAGGAGACGGCAUCGUUGACGGAGAUAAAAACGGCGUACCGGAGCUUAGCGAAGGUUUACCAUCCGGACGCAGCGUCGGAAUCGGACGGCCGGGAUUUCAUGGAGAUCCACAAGGCUUACGCCACGCUGUCAGAUCCGACGGCCAGGACUCUCUACGAUCUGUCGCUGGGAGCUCGACGGAGACGCGUCAUUGUGGGUCGAGCGGGUCGGGUCUACACGACCCGGAGAUGGGAAACGGAUCAGUGUUGGUAGUCUUUCUGGUAAUUUUUUUUUUUUGAAGAAAACAAUCUCUUUUUUCCAUUGUUUUUUUCCCUUUGUAAAUUUCAGCCGCUGUAAUUAAUCUUGAAAAAUUAACGGAAAGUCAGAUUUCUGUUGCAUCUGUAAAUACGGAGCCGUCCGUAUUCCUUUCCUCUUC